Molecule: messenger RNA, 938 nt
Organism: Emiliania huxleyi CCMP1516
Lineage: Eukaryota; Haptophyta; Isochrysidales; Noelaerhabdaceae
Exons: 7
Coding region: 73-711 (212 amino acids)
Source: RefSeq, a predicted model, not a curated record
CCCUCUCCUUCCUCCGAUCCUCCCAAUGUGCUCCAGUCAUCGCACCCUCUCAUCCUGCACAAGAUCACACAGAUGCGCAAGGCCAAGGCGGGCCCAAAGUACCUGAACCAGCUGCUGCGCGAGGUGUCGACCUUCCUGUGCUAUGAGGCGACCGCGGAUCUGGAGAUGGAGCCCUGCGCGGUCACGUCUCGCCUCGGAGAGGAGAAGGGACAGCGAUUGGCGAAUCGCGUGGCCAUCGUGCCGGUGAUGCGUGGCGGGCUCGGGAUGCUCGAGGCGAUGACGGAGAUGGUUUGCAACGCGCGCGUGUACCACCUCGGCAUCUACCGCGACAAAAAGUCGCUGAUGCCGGUCGAGUACUACAACAAGCUCCCGAAGAGGGUGACGGUGCAGACGGCCUUCGUCCUCGACCCGUGCCCGCUCUCGGGCGCGACCGCCAUCGCCGCCAUCGACAUCCUCAAGGCGUGGGGAUCGACGGCCGACUUCAAGCUCCGCAUCAAGUUUGUCUGCAUCGGCGCCUCGCAGCAGGCGGUCGACAACAUCUCCUCCGCCCACCCGGACGUCCCCAUCCACGUCGGCCUCAUCGACCGGCUGCACGACCCGGACGGCGCGCCCCUCGCGCCCAUCCUGCCCGGGCUGGGCGACAUCGGGGACCGCCUCUUCGGGACGGACGGGAACGACGACUUUGAUGAGGACGGGCUCGACGGGGCGUAGGGGGGGCGCGACGCUCGCAUCCCCCUCGACGCAGGCGAGCCCGGCGUCGCUAGAGACAGUCGCAGAACCGUGGCGAUUGCGCGUCCAGCCGGCCUGCGACGGCAAGCGCCCGGGGGAAACCGGCACGCGGCGGCCUCUGGCCGCCUCCAGGGUGAAGUUAUUUGUCUCCGGACUCCGCAGAGGACUCUGCGUGCAGCCUAAGGGUGUUUAAGUAUAGAGAGUCACGA